Molecule: messenger RNA, 3387 nt
Organism: Pangasianodon hypophthalmus (striped catfish)
Lineage: Eukaryota; Metazoa; Chordata; Actinopteri; Siluriformes; Pangasiidae
Gene: asb8
Product: ankyrin repeat and SOCS box containing 8
Exons: 4
Coding region: 265-1206 (313 amino acids)
Molecular function (GO): protein binding
Source: RefSeq, a predicted model, not a curated record
UGUGAGAGAGAGAGAGAGAGACUGAGUGAGACUGAGUGUGUAUAUGUGAGAGUGUGUGUGAGAGAGACUGAGCGUGUAUAUGUGAGAGAGUGUGUGUGAGUGAGAUAAAGUCUCUCUGCCCUUCAGCGCUGUGUUUGUUCAUUAGGGAAGACUGCUGCUGCUGCUGCUUUGGACUGAUAAACCUGUAAAACUCAAAGGUAUCGUUCCCACUCGUUAAAGACGUGAGGCGUCACCCGGCCAGGGUGCAAUGUCCUUUCGCUCCACAUGAGCUCGACUAUGUGGUACAUCAUGCAGAGUAUUCAGAGUAAAUACUCCCUUUCAGAAAGGCUUAUCCGAACAAUCGCAGCCAUUCGCUCAUUCCCACACGAUAAUGUGGAGGACCUUAUACGCAAGGGAGCCGAUGUGAACAGGAUGCACGGCACUCUGAAGCCCCUGCACUGCGCCUGCAUGGUGGCUGACGCGGACUGUGUGGAGCUCUUGCUGGAGAAAGGUGCAGAGGUAAACGCUUUGGAUGGCUACAAUCGCACAGCGCUGCAUUACGCAGCAGAGAAGGACGAGGGUUGCGUGGAGCUACUGCUGGAAUACGGAGCUCAGCCCAACGCCCUGGAUGGCAACAAGGACACACCGCUACACUGGGCCGCCUUCAAAGACAACCCCGAGUGUGUGCGGGCGCUGCUGGAGAGCGGCGCUCAUCCUAACGCGCGUGACUACAACAACGACACGCCACUCAGCUGGGCCGCCAUGAAGGGAAACCUGGAGAGUGUGCGUGUGCUGCUGGACUACGGCGCCCAGGUUCACGUGACCAACCUGAAGGGCCAGACUCCCAUUUCACGGCUGGUGGCACUGCUGGCGCGUGGCCUGGGCUCCGAGCAGGAGGAAGAGUGUCUGGAGCUGCUGUGCAGCGCUGCAGGGAGGAUGGAGAUUCGCCGGGCCGAUGGCUCCAUGCCUCAUGAGCUUAGUAAACAUCCACAGCUUCUGGCUCGCCUCACCAGCAUGAUGGCCCAGCCGGCGUUGCUGAGAGAUCUGGCCCGCUGCGCCGUACGUAACAGCCUAGGGGUGCAGUACCUCCCCACAGCCGUGAACCAGCUCCCGCUGCCUGAGUCUGUUAAACAGUACGUACUCCUCAGAGACGCUGGGUACAUACAAGGGAAAGAAAGAGAGAGAGAGGGAGAACAUACUGUCUGUAAUGCACUGCAGAGCAAUUAAUGAUGUACUACAACAAAUCGCUAAAGGCACACAACAGCCUGACAAAUCUGUAUAUUAAUAUAUAUCCACCAGCCACUUUAAUAGGAACACCUGUACACCUGUUCAUACAUUCGAGAUCCAAUCAGCCAAUUGUGUGGCAGCAGCACGAUGCAUAAAAUCUUAAAGAUAGAGGUCAAGAGCUUCCGUUAACGUCAGACUGGGGGAAAAUGUGAUCUCAGUGACGUUGACCAUGGCAUGUUGAUGGUUCCUGAAGGGCUGGUUUGAGCAUUUCAGAAACUGCUGAUAUCCUGGGAAUUUCAUGCACAACUUGGGUGGGAAUGCCUUGAGGUCAGAGGAGAAUAGCAAGACUAGUUCGAGAUGACAAGAAGGCUACAGUAACUCAGAUAACCACUCUUUACAACCGUGGCAAGCUGAAAAGCUUCUCAGAAGGCACAGCAUGUUAACACUUGAGGCAGAUGGGCUACAGCAGCAAAGGACCACAUCAGGUUCCACUCCUGUGGCACAAAGAACAGGAAUCUGGGGCUACAGUGGGCACAGGCUCACCUAAUUUUAUGUUUUGUGAUGCUGUCACAUGAUUGGCUGAUUGCAUAACUGCAUGAAUGAGCAACUGUGCAAUACAGGAGUUCUUAUUAAAGUGGCUGAUGAGUGUAAUAGAAACAGAGAUUUAGUGUUACCCACAUUUUUAUUUCUCCUAAUUUAUUUCCCAUAAUGUUAAAAAAUGACAUUAUGAUUUUUUGGUAUUGGUAUUUUCCCUAUAAAUCAAGACUCUUGUGCACAAAUAAACAGCAUGGUUAUAAACUAUUGAUACUUUAACAAAACUAAUCUAAAAUUCUCUGACUGCAAAGAAGCAAACAUGGGGAAUAGUAUGAACUCUUGUAAGAAUUCCUAAUAUAUUGUAACAUUCUUCACAACCAUAUUUUUUUUUUUUUUACCAUGACUUGCUUUGGCCAUUGAGGGUAUAAUUUUAAUUUAUAACGAAUAAUUGCCUCGUUUUGUGUGGAUGACACUAUUUUAGUUGAGAUAUAUGUAAAAUGAUAUGUAAACUAUAUUUGUAACUGGGGAUUCUAUGAGAAGACAAAUUACGUUAUUAGACAUUUCCACUUACUUUGUACUAUCAGGAAAAAAGAGCUACAGUAUAACUUACAGGCUACAGGUGCUGGUGCUGCCCUCAAGGCUAUGUUUUUUUUUUUUCCUUUAGUGAGAACAUCUAGAGCAUGCAGUGUACUUUUACACCUUGUUUACAGGGCGUAACAAAGACCACUGUCUUACCUUUGUUGGUACAUUUGCAUUGUUGGUACCCUGAGGGAACAAAUCUUGUACUGUGUGAUAAGCUUUUGUGAAUCCUUCCUUUUGGGAUCUGUACAGAUUUAUCAGUGGUAGAACACUAGCACGUUCUUUCCGGAUAUCUUGCAUUUCUGAAUUUAAUAAGCUUGUACUCAGAUUCAAUUGUUGAUCUUUCCUCAUGUUUCUGCUGUAAUUUAUGUUUGUACAGCAAUAGUAGAAAAUUAGCCAGUGUGAUGUUUAUGUCUGUAUGGUGUGCAAGCCAACCACUUAACACACUCUCCUCAUGAAAUACAAGUAAAAUCCAACCUGCAUCACAUAAUGUGGUGGUUCUGGUCAUUCCUGGGGGCAAAGUGGUAUGUUCAUGGUGUGUCUGGUGCAUGGGGUAAGAUCAGCUGUUGGCCAGAAGGGGGCGAUAUAUGAUGAAACAUACUGUAUACAAUAUGUUUCAGUACUCCUUAUUUUUAUUUAACGUACACGUAAUAUACAUAAUUAGAUUACUAUUAUGUAUUAUUUUUAAGCAUUACAUAUAUCACAGCAGGGUGUAAAUGGGAAAGAUCAGGACUAUUAUAUUUCUCAGAGUAACAUCACUGACCUUAAUUUAUUAUUAUUAUUUUAACUGUAUAGCAUAAAUCUGAUCUUAGGCCCUCUGUAAACGAUAGGCUCUGUUCAGAUGAGAUUUUUCCAAUGUAAAUUAAAAUUGGCUUUUCUCCUUCAACACAUGCUUACAUCUGUACACAAAGGUUGACCUGUCUUACACGAGACCUUUGUUCAAUAAGAAAUGCGUCUCUUUUUUUUUUUCAUUGACAAAGUACAGGACGUCCUUUUAAAGUGAAUGCAAAAAAUUGCCCAGGAAGGAAACCGCGCUACGGUUAAAUAAAGACCUUUUCUCUCCAUUAA